UUUUGAUACGUAAUUUUCUCUUUCUCUCGCUUUCAUUUUAUUUUAUUACCCAGCAUUAUAUUUAUUUUUUCUAUACCAUAUUUAUCUUUCAAUUCAAAUGUCUGAAAUCCAGAUUCAAAAUCAACAACAAACUCAGUACCUUGACUCCACUGUGCGGUCAAUGGCCUCGGAUACCAGCACUGCGGGCUCUUUGUCCUCAAUAGCGGCGGGCUCGUGGCUAGGCGGGAAGAAGCGCGACUGGGAUAAUGCCUUUAUUUCCAAAUAUCAGGAUUGGAGGCUACAUUACAGGAAAACGACCAGUGGCUGACCAUGUACUUGGAGAGCAUCUCCGGGAUGAAAAACACAAAAAAACCUCACAUUGCCAUUUCGGAGGCGCUCAAGACUUCGUCGGUGAAGCGCCGUGGCAGAUCGCGUAUGGAUGUUCGGGACGUAUUCGCAGGCAAACCAAAUUUCAAGCUCUCCCCGCUCGGUUCGAAAUUUAACACAGCCACCAUCCAGUCGCUGGGGAUGCGGAUGCCUAAGAGACGCGGUAGCUCGCAAUACGGGACGCUCCAGGGCAAUACCCUGAACAUGACUAUUGCGCAAAUGGGCAUGUUGCCUCCCAAGUCUCCGUAUCUGGCCACUAUUCGCCAGGGUGCUGGGGUUGCAGAGGCCGCUGUAGGGUUGGCUCGGAGUAAUAGUGCGGCGGCAAAGACUGCGGCGGCGGUUAAGCAGUUGGAGCGCAUGGAGGAGGGCUCUGCUUCAGGUCUGGCUCUGGCUAAUGGACAUCACUUGCUGCAGUUGCAGAGACGGGCUAUGGAGAUGCCAAUGUCGGCUUCGUCGGAUAUGACUAUGGCAUCACCGGAGUUCCCAUGUCGGCUCUGUCUGAUAUGUCUGUGGCACAUCACCUCAGCAGCAGAACCAGGACCAGAGAGGGCAGAUGGGCCCAUUGGCAACAAACCCACCAAAAUUCACACUGGGCGCGCCCGUGCCCACAUUGCGCGACAUGCUGCUGAACCACCACCACCACAACUCGCCGCCGAAGCCGCCCAUCCACGAGCGUGCGCAGAGGCUGGGCAGAAGAGCAAGCCCUUUAGCACGAUCAAUAUGGCGCUCGGGGGCUAUCCUUACAGGCGAAGCGGCAGGAGCAGUAUCGGGAGCAGCAGCAGCAGCAGGCUAUGUUAUCUUCGGCGCCAUCAUCGGUCAAGUCUAGUCCUGAUUUUUCGGCUAGAACCGCGGACCAGCUUUCAUUCCGUUUGAAUUCGGGCGAGGAUGACGGUAGUGGUGGACAGGGGGAGGAGAGGAGCUGACAAAGUCUGAGGAUGAAGUGCGGGACAAAUUCCAAAAGGUUCGAAUUGCAUUUUCACGCAAUAAUACGACAAUAGGGGCGA
This is a messenger RNA of Kickxella alabastrina, 1370 nucleotides long. RefSeq lists its product as uncharacterized. The coding region runs from base 310 to 1239 and encodes 309 amino acids. The record is from RefSeq and is a predicted model, not a curated record. NCBI's taxonomy places the organism in Eukaryota, Fungi, Kickxellomycota, Kickxellomycetes, Kickxellales, Kickxellaceae. The transcript is spliced from 2 exons.